AGUGUGCUAGAAAGCAUAACUGAAUAUUUUCCAAACGUGAUUCUACAGUCAUCUUAGUAAUUUAUAUUUUCUCAGUUCCCGAUUUGAUCACCACAUUCGAGCAGUGAUUGAGAACAAAUUUUAAAUUCAAAACAGGGGACUCUAAAUUUUAUUUAGAAUAAUUGAAUAUGAUUUUGAAUUGAGUUUUAUUGCCAGUUGGAUUUUGAAAAGACCAGUGACUUCUGGAGUAGUCCGCAUUUUCUGAAUUCAAUCGAAGAGUCUAUUCCAAUAAUGAAACAUCAUCUAUUCCGGGAUCUUCGCCGCUUGUAUAGUGCAGAGUGUAAGAGUGUCUUGAAAUAUCUUCAGAGCUCUCGACUGGUCAAAAUAGUACUGUUCCUAUUGAUUACAUGUGCUAUUCUCCAUUAUUCUCAUUUUACAAUUUUCGAUUUGCAUCGGAUAUUCACAAAGAAUUCAUCAUUGUCGAAUCAAGCGAGAUUCUACCACUUUGAAAACCGAGAUAUAUCAUUUGAAAAUAAGGAAAUUACUGAUGACUCUGGAGCGGAAGCAAUCUACAAUGAUUAUUUUAUCACAGAGAAUCAAAUUAAUUCCAGCUCAAACCAUAAGGAACCGUGUCCGAUUGUUUCACCUUAUCUGAGAGGUGCAUUGAAACCAAUCCAGAAUGUCUCAAACAAUAUUUCUGAUGUGGAAGAUGAACUGGGAAUGAUUGGCUCAUUGCCAGCCUUUGGAGGGUUUUGGCAGCCCCGCAGUUGCAGAGCGAGGACCCGAGUAGCUCUGAUAGUUCCCUACCGCAACCGGCUAACACACCUCACUAUAUUUCUAAGGAACAUGCAUCCAUUUCUGCAAAGUCAGCAGAUCGGUUAUGGCAUAUUUGUCGUUGAACAAACAGCGGAUAGUCAACCAUUCAAUAAAGCUAUGAUAAUGAACGCGGCCUUUGUUGAAGUGAAUAAAACUGGGCAAUUCAGUUGCUACAUUUUUCACGACAUCGACCUCCUCCCAGAAGAUGAUAGGAAUGUUUAUAAAUGUGCUGAGCAGCCACGCCAUUUGUCAGUUGCCAUUGACAAAUUUGAAUAUAGCUUGCCCUAUGAAUCGCUGAUUGGUGGAGUGAGCGCUUUUACCAAAAGUCAGUUUGAGAAAAUAAACGGCUUCAGUAACCUUUAUUGGGGAUGGGGAGGAGAGGAUGAUGACACAGCGAAUAGAAUCAGUGCUGCCAACAUGACAAUAUCGAGAUAUUUUCCUGAAUUCGCUAGAUAUACUAUGAUCAACCAUAAACACCAAAAAACCAAUCCCAAAAGGUAUAAAUUAUUGUACACAUCAAAGGAAAGAUACAGAAGUGAAGGUUUGAACAGUUUAACAUACAGGCGUAUUGUUCACCAGCAGAAUCAACUCUUCACAUGGUUGUUGUUUGAGUUGCCAAGAUGAUCGUACGUUUUAGUUUACAUUUUUUGGCAUAAAAUAAUGUAAUAAAAAUUAUAUGUCAGGACCACAUAAUACAGUAAUAGAUGCCUUCCGGCAGAGUGGACCUCCCUCAGCUCAUGGUUGGGUUGGCAACCUCGCCCAAGCCAUCUCAAGACUAUAUAGUAAGCGUUACGUAAAUCGUCCAUAUCUCUAGUUCUAAUAAAUAUAUUGAAACGGAAUUGAUUUGGAUGGCUUCUCUACAAUAAAUUAAUGUCUUAUACAUUUUCAUCGUAACUGAAACUGUUUGAAAGUUAUUGGUUUACAAGCUAAAAUAGUUGUAUAUUCAUCGUUUGCAUAAUUUAUUUUUUCAUCAUUAGUAGAUAGUUGAUUCAGGUAAUUAAUGUUACCGGUAUAUUAAUUGUUCAUUCUUGUAUAAUAAUAAUCAAAUAAUGUAGGUAUUUUGUUCAAGAAAAUUAAUUAUUCAAUUAUGAAAUUAAAUAAUUUAUAUUAAAUAUUUUGGUAAUUAUCUUAAUUUGUUUUGCAUGGUCCAUAAACAAUCUAGCAACGUUGUGAAGCUAAAAAAGGAUAGCGUUGUCUGCUUUGUCUAAUGACAGACAAGGAUAGUAACACCAAUCACCAAUGUUAAUCAAAUAGCCUACUGCCAUUCUAACGUGAACCUCACUAUAGAGAUUGUUAAUUGUUUAAAAACCAAAACUAGUAUUUCAAAUUGUUUUAAUAAACCAGUGGUUUUGACAUCAAGUAGUUUUUAUUUAAUAUUAAUAUCUUCUCCUCACUUUCACAACAAACCAAAAAGAGGGAUUUUUUCAUCCCAUGUGUCUGCAUGCGUCGUCUUUUGCUGUAUACGCUGGCCUUGAAAUUUUCAAUAUUGCUAAAAGCUUUCUUAAGCCUGGUUUUCACUAGUAUAGAUAGUGGUCGAGUAACUGGCAUACUAACU
This is a messenger RNA of Nilaparvata lugens (brown planthopper), 2350 nucleotides long. Its product is annotated as beta-1,4-galactosyltransferase 4. Gene Ontology annotation, molecular function: N-acetyl-beta-glucosaminyl-derivative 4-beta-N-acetylgalactosaminyltransferase activity. The record is from RefSeq and is a predicted model, not a curated record. Gene Ontology annotation, biological process: carbohydrate metabolic process; glycosphingolipid biosynthetic process. Bases 271 to 1419 code for a protein of 382 amino acids. NCBI's taxonomy places the organism in Eukaryota, Metazoa, Arthropoda, Insecta, Hemiptera, Delphacidae. The transcript is spliced from 6 exons.